Messenger RNA from Cordyceps fumosorosea ARSEF 2679, 3687 nucleotides. RefSeq names its product DUF726 domain protein. The transcript has a single exon. The coding region runs from base 1 to 3687 and encodes 1228 amino acids. Lineage: Eukaryota; Fungi; Ascomycota; Sordariomycetes; Hypocreales; Cordycipitaceae. The record is from RefSeq and is a predicted model, not a curated record.
AUGGGCACGGCCGACGACGCCCCUGCGCCGCCCACCAGCGCGCCCACUGCCGCCCACCAGCACGCGAUGACGCAGCCCAUGGUUGAUGAUUUUGGCCUGCCCAUAAAGCGCUUUCCGACACCGACGCCCGAAGACGCUGAUACAAACAAGCCGGACGCAGAGACAGCCCCGGCACCGGCUGCUCAGGAGGCACAGUCGAAGCUGAAACCUAAAGAACCUCCCGCUCCGCCCGCAACUCGGGAAGCUUCCGCAGAGGAGCAGCCCCAGCAUGCCGCUUCCAACGGCGACGUCAAGCCGACUCCCACCCCGGCUAAAGCGACCGACACGGAUAGCGAGAACGAUGAAGCCGACUUCAAAGAUGCGCAGACUGCCAUCGAACCCGAGGCGGCACCUGCUGCGGCGCAGAAACAAGAUGCGGUGAAGAGGCCUGAUGCGGCGGACGAGAAGGAGGGCGCUACAAACUCCAGUGAAGCUACCAUAAAACCCGAGAUGGGGCAAACGACAACAGGGGCCACCGCACCGGUCGCGCCGUCGCAAACGUCUGAGCAAGUCGAAGAGGAAGGCCCCGUCAUCCUCACCGACGCUGCCGAUAAACCAAGACCCGAACGACAAUCUAUCGACUCACGAGCCGACGGAAAGAACGAGAAAAAGCAUCGCACACGUGCAUCGACUGGCGCCGCGAGCCACGGUCGCAUGAGUCAGGAUCUCGGCGCCGCUGCUUCCUCGGCCAACGCGAAAACUGGGCACCAUCGUGAUACCAGUGUCGCUAGUAACGGCAUAGUUGUCUCGGAGUUCUCUCACCAGCAGCUUUCGGUGCAACCCGAGAAUCAUAAGGAAGAUGAAGAUGAGGGCUGGCAAGAAAUGCCAUCCUUUGCACCAUACGACAUGUAUAAUGACGACAACAAGUUGAUAGCCCGUGAGAUGAAGGAGGAUGACGUCGAGGCCGACGGUUAUGCCGGUCUGGGUGGCGCCGGAAAAGGCUACACUCGGGUAGUCAUGGACGAGGAUGCCGAGUCAGCCACCAGCAUGGACGAGCACACGCAAUAUCUGUUCAAAGACGCCAACGCCGGCGGCACGAGCAUGAAUGACGAGGACGCCCGGGACGCCGUGUCGCAGAUGCAGGCCACCAAGGACCUCUUGACCGAGGGCCAGCGUAUCGCCUACGUCGGUCUCGUUCGUCUGGAGAUUGCCAAGCUCGUCGUCGAGGCGGAAAAGGUGGAGGCGACUAGGAAGCUGAAGAAGAUGGUCAACAUGUCCACCGAGGCGACCAAGAUGUGGGGACAAAAGAUGAUGAUUCGGCUGUAUGCCCACAUGGAUAUCAGCGAGGCCGAGCAGGUCAUGAUUGAGCAGCUGGCCGAGCACGGUGUCCAGCCGGGCGACCUGACGCCGACUCUGCUCGCCAACUCGCGGGUCAAGAAUCCCAUGGCCGACUCGAAGCGAAGCUCGGUGAUGAGCUCGACACCUUCGGACGAGCGGCCUGCGGAGGCGCCCCCGCCAUAUGAGGCGACCGAAUCUGAUCACGUACCGGACGUGCAGACGCCCUCCCAGAUGCCUCAUACCGAAAAGAUUGAUAUCGAUCUGCGGUGGACCGUGCUGUGCGACAUGUUCCUCGUCUUGAUCGCCGACUCCAUCUAUGAUGCGCGGUCGAGGAUUCUGCUGGAACGCGUGGCGCAAUCGCUCGACAUCAGCUGGAUCGACAUUUGCCGGUUCGAGAAGCGAGUGACUGAUGCGCUGGAGAUGCAGCAGGCGGCGGAAAAGGAAAACUGGAACGAGGAAGAGCACAUGGAGGAGCGCAGAAAGCAGGCUCUAAAACGCCGAUAUAUGAUGAUGGGUCUGGCUACUGUCGGCGGUGGUCUUGUCAUCGGUUUAUCGGCCGGUCUGCUGGCGCCGGUUAUCGGUGCCGGUCUCGCGGCGGGCUUCACCACCAUCGGUGUAUCCGGUACUGGCAGUUUCCUUGCAGGAGCGGGAGGAGCGGCCAUCAUCACGUCGUCGGCCGCCGCGUCGGGCAGCUUUAUUGGUGGGCGCGCCGCGGGCCGACGGACGGGUGCUGUCAAGACGUUUGAGUACCGACCGCUGCACAACAACAAGCGCGUUAACCUGAUAGUCACCGUGUCUGGUUGGCUGACGGGUAAGAUGGAUGACGUCCGUCUACCGUACAGCACGGUCGACCCCGUCAUGGGCGAUCUCUACUCGGUGCUGUGGGAGCCGGAGAUGCUGCGCAGCAUGGGUGACACUAUAAAUAUCCUGGCGACGGAAGCCCUGACACAGGGACUGCAGCAGCUCCUGGGAAGCACGAUUCUGAUGAGUUUAAUGGCUGCGCUGCAGCUACCACUAGUGCUGACAAAACUGUCAUAUCUCAUCGAUAACCCGUGGGCUGUCUCGCUGGACAGAGCAACCUCUGCAGGCCUCAUCCUGGCAGACUCGAUCAUUGAGCGUGGCUUGGGUACUCGACCCAUUACGCUGGUCGGCUACUCCCUUGGAUCCAGAGUCAUCUACUCGUGCCUACAAGAGCUAGCCAAGAAGGGCGCCUAUGGUCUUGUGCAGAACGUCUACAUCUUCGGGUCUCCGGUGGUGGUGAAGAAGGAGGAAUAUAUCAAGGCCCGCACGGUCGUGGCCGGCCGGUUCGUCAACGGGUACAACCGAAACGACUGGAUCCUGGGUUACCUGUUCCGGCUGACCAACGGCGGUAUCCGUAAAGUAGCUGGCUUGGGGCCCAUCGAAGACUGCCCGUGGAUCGAGAACAUGGACGUGACGGAGCUGGUGGCUGGCCACAUGGAGUACCGGACGGCAAUGCCCGUGCUGCUGAUGAAGUGUGGAUGGACGGUGACGAGCGAAGAGUUUAGUGAAAUCGAAGACCCGGACCCGGAAAACCACGGCGAGCGGCAGCGGGAGCUCAUCAACGAGAUUGAGGAGGCGCGCAAGGAACUGGAGAAGGAGGAAAAGGCCAACAACGGCAAGUCGCGGUUCAGUCUCUUCGGUCGUAAGAAGAAGGCGGACAGGGAAGAAUGGGAAGUCUACGAGGAGAGCAAUGCAGCCGCGGACGGGGCCAAGAAUGGCAACGGCGGAGCGACCAAGGCAUCGUCCAACUCGGGUGUGCUGUUCGACAUUGACGCCAUCCGGGCGGAGCUGGCAAAGGAAGAAAACUACAGAGAGCCUGAUCCGGAGGUGCUGCAGAUCAAGGAGAUUCAGUCGACGCUGCCGCCGAUGAAGCUGGACAUUGCGGCCCCAACAACGGCGCCGUCAUCUGGGCCGACGUCGGCCAGGUCGACGGUGAGCCAGCUGCAGGGCGCGAACGCGCGGCGAGAGACGCAGAGCGCCGAGGCACUCCCGAUACGGCCGUCGGCACUGGGCGCCGAGGGGCACGCGGUGACGCGCAAGGCGAGUUGGAACAACGGGGUGGUGGACACGGCGGCGUACCACGCGGAGGCGGACUACGGGGCGGACGAGGGGGAGAUUUCCAUGACGUUUGACACGUCGUUUCACGACGAUGGCGGGGUGUCGAUGGCGGACGAGGCGCUGACGCGACCGGGGCUGACGACGGCGAAGACGCUGCCGGUGAUGGCGCUGGCGGAUCCGUGGUCGGAGGAGGCGGGAUCGCAGCGGCAGCACCAGCACCAGCACCAGUAUGACGAUUUGGAUGACGAGGACUUUGGACAGGAAAAGGAGAUUUCCAUGACGUUUGCAUAA